Molecule: messenger RNA, 4626 nt
Organism: Polyodon spathula (Mississippi paddlefish)
Lineage: Eukaryota; Metazoa; Chordata; Actinopteri; Acipenseriformes; Polyodontidae
Product: BAG family molecular chaperone regulator 5-like
Exons: 2
Coding region: 792-2141 (449 amino acids)
Biological process (GO): regulation of inclusion body assembly; negative regulation of protein ubiquitination; protein stabilization
Cellular component (GO): cytosol; cytoplasm; nucleus
Molecular function (GO): protein-folding chaperone binding; adenyl-nucleotide exchange factor activity
Source: RefSeq, a predicted model, not a curated record
GGUGUCUGCUAAAUAAACAAAUAAUAAUGAUAGUAAAUAGCAGUUGCCAUGCACAAUGUAAGGCAGUAGAAUCUGUGCAUGGGUUACCAACAGUUAAGAAUGUUGCGUAGUUUUCUGUUGAAGGGGACUUUAAUUAGUGGUAGAAAUUUAAAUAUAAUCAAGAUAUUAUAAAGAUUAGAGGAUGUAUAGCUACUAAACUGAUCUCAUUUUUGUUUCUCUGGAGCAUUCAUUAACAAAAAAUCUGCACCAUCUUCUCCAGCUCUGCCAAAUCACAGAGGGAAAGCAUGUGGGUGGUGGAGUUUCUCAACAUCCAGACGUGUCAGGACUACUUUAGUUAGUACCCACAUGCCGAUCAGCAGUGCUUUUAAUAUGCAGUACUUCCUUACUUCUUACUGAAAAACAGGUCUGUUUCUUUUAGGAAAUAAAGCUAAACAAAACAAACUGAUCUUCCCUGACGUGAAUCUUAAAAAAGUCAUGGCUGAUGAAAACCAUAUUUCGUCUUUAAGAGAGAAGGAACAAAUCUAUUGUGACAUCACAGAGGAACAGCUGAAGUGUAGCCUGCCAGUACAGUGCUGCACUGCCCUUAUAAUCUUCAGAAUGUGAGCUUGGCACAUAACUUACUUAUCUAUUGUUCAGCAUAGGCGUGGUUAUGAGGUAGCAGCCAGGACUGAAUUGUUUGCAGGAAAUUCAGGGAGGGGUGUUUUUGAUUUGCAGUAGGAGCCAGAUCUUUAACAAAUUAGGCUGAUCCUUCUCGGUGUCCUGUUCUUUGGAACUUUUGAUGUUGGAAGAACAUGGAAAUGGGUAACCAGCAUCCCUCCAUGAUUCGGCUCCAGGAAAUCAUGAAGGAAGUCAAGGAUCUCAGCUCCCAGGUGUCGUCUUUCAGUGGCCUGCAAACUGACAAGGACUACUGCAAACUGGAAAGAGCUUUGACCAGACAGCUGUUUGAGAUUGACUCGGUGGACACAGAGAACAAGGGGGACAUCCAGAGGGCGAAGAAGGGGGCCACCCAUGAGGUCCAAAUUCUGCUUGAGAUGCUACAACAAAACGUCAACCACCCUUCCCGGGUGGAGAUAGAGAGGGUCUACCUUGAGGCACAGAACCUGGUCGCCCAGGAGGUGACGCCGCUGAGGGGAGGAGGGGGAACUAUCAGUGACGAGUUUGUGGAUGGCAUCCAGGAUGUCAUUUUGAGACUGACUCAGAUCAGAACCGGGGGAAAAGUACAUUUGCGGAAAGCCAGGUACCGUGCACUGACUAGGGUGUGCGCAGUGCAGGAUAUUAUAGAGAGCUGCAUGAAGCGUCAGGCCCUAUCGCUCCCCCUUUCUAACAACACCCAUGGCUCUGUCACCAAGAUCAACUCCAUCAUGGUGGAGGUCAACAAGUCCCGGGGUGACCUUAUCGCUCUCCUGAUGGGACUGAACAGAGCGGACAGCUGCGGGCGCCUCUCCCGUGUGCUCACGGGGUUUCUUGUCGAGCUGGAUGCCCUGGAUGUAUCUGGGAACACAGAGGUCCGAAACUACAGGAAGCAGGUGGUAGAGGAGAUCAACGGGCUGCUGAAGCACUUGGACCUGGAAGGAGAAGGGGACGCCACCUGCAGGUAUGACCUGGUCCAGAAUGAUUCCAUCCAGAAAAUCGAGCAGAUCCGUUGCACGGUGGCCCAGCUGCGGGGCCAUCUGCUAACGAUCGAGAAAGCCAACGAGCUGCACUUCAAACAUAAGGCAGAGCUGCAGGGGCUGCUGACCAGGCUGGAUGAGGUGAGUACCGCCAGGAACCCCUGCAUCCGCGAAGCCAGGCGGAGGGCGGUUUUAGAGGUGCAGGCUGUCAUCACCUACAUUGACCUGAUGGAAGCGCUGAGGAAGAGGGCCAGUGAUACUUGCACGGAGGAGCACCCCUCCCAAAAGGCUGUCUGGAAUGUGCUGGGGAGCCUCUCAGAACUGCAGAGGCAGGUGCUUGUCUUUGACGGCAAGAGAGCCGACAAGAGCUAUAAGUUGCUGGAGGAACUUCUCACCAAGCAACUCUUAGCGCUUGAUGCAGUAGAUCCUCAAGGAGAUGAAAUGUCCAAAAUUGCCCGGAAACAGGCAGUCAAGUUUGCGCAGAACAUCCUCAGCUACUUGGACAUGAAGACAGAUGAAUGGGAAUAUUAGUACAUGUAUGUUGUCACUCGUAUUGAUCGUUCUUUGUACCUUGGGUUCAUAACAUAUCAUAAAAACAAUAUGUCAUUUCCAAAUGACUGAAUAUCAAUAUGAAAAGAAACGGAUAAAAUGUCAGUCUCUGCAAAGACAACUGGGUAAUCCUUUUAGUUGUUUAUUUUUUUUUUUUUAACUCUAUGAGAAAAUACAGAUCCUUAUUUUGAAUAAGGUUUGUUUUAUUAGAAUUGCACUAGUACUGUAUGUGCUGGAUUGAAGAGUGGGGACAUGCUAUGAAACUACAGAGUGGUUUAAAAGUCACUUUACUUGACCAGUUCAUGGCUAUGCCAGGGAAAAGUGAUAUUGGGGUAGAGCUAUCAAACUUGUCAGGUAGAGGAGGGAAUGGCUGGCACCUUACAGCGCCCCCUACAGACCAGAUUUCUCAAUGCAUUUACACCAACAAACUGUUAUGGAACAUUAACAGUUUUAUUUUACAAAAAAUGGUGCAAAAUGAAUUUUAGUUUAAAUACAUAUGCCCCUGUCAUAUUUCACUGCGUUAUACUUUUCUCCCUGAAUAUCUGUGAGUUAUUCAAGUGACCUGUAUAUAGUAUCUGCUUUCAUAAUCUUUAAGCUUGGUAAAAAUAUAAAUAAAUAGUGUAUUGUUUAGUGUAAACUCUUUAAAAAACACAUUGAUUUAUUAUAUAACAAAUGCCAAAAAACGUAAUUAAACGACACUGUAAUUUACCAUCUUCUGCCAUUUAUGCCUUGAACGGAAUACAGAAUUGUGUGAUUGAGUGAGUGGUUAAUCAAGUUACAUCAAAAUGUAACCAGUUAUGCACAUUACCAAUCCUAAACAGCGCACUAAAGUUCACGAGUGGUGUAACACGUGUUUAAAUAUUUUGCUACAGUGUAGUAAAAGUAAAAAAAAAGAAUGUGUGCAGUAAUAUUAACCUGGUACUAAAAUGCAUGCUAAACUGGAUUUCUGUUUCAGAGAGUAGUGAACAGCAUGAAGUAAAUCAUUUUCCACCCUUUUUAAUUUUGUUAAAUUAUUGCUAAUGUGAGCUGAGUGAUUGAUCUCACAACAGACAUAAAUGAUGUACUAUCUAAGAAAGCGUUUGUACAAUGAUGUAUUUAUUAUGUAACUGUACAGUUGAAAAGCUUUGUACUUUAGAUUAUAUUUUAAGCACUGUGCUCAAGCAGCCUUUUGUGUUUUAGUGUGAAUACUUUGUAAAACUGCAAUACUUGUGUCCAGUGUAUUUUAAAAACAGCACCAUGCACAAAAAUAGACUAUUAUUUUGAAGUUGAAUAAAAAAAAAUGUAAUCUGAAGAGCUUUGGGUGCAUCUAUGCAUUUUGCACUGACUAGAAGAGUUAAGUUAAAAUCUAUUAGCUACACAUUUUCAGUAUAUUUUGUAUUCUUGAGACAUCAACCCUAGAUUUAAUAUAGUGCCUUUUAACGCCAAAGCUGCCCCGAUGUGUGUCACAUAAAAUGAAGAAAAAGAAAACGGAACUGUCCCCUUUAGAACUAGGUAUAGUAAUAAGUGUAGUCAUAGUCUGUAUUAUUAUUAUGACAUUGCUAUAAAGUCCUUCCAGUGUACAUUUUACUUCAUGCGUAUAACAAAACUAAAGCUAUGAACUAGUUUGGUUGGUAGUCCAAGGAUAUAUUCGCUACGGUUAAUGCAUAUUUGGUGCCGGAGGUACUGACAGAGUUGUGCCUCUUUAUUCAGUUCAGUUUAUUUUAUUCAAUACUUUUUAUUAAAUAUAAAGUAUACAUGAGAAAGAUAAGAGCAGCCAUACCCCCAGUUGGAAUGGUUCCAUUGUUAAGGUUUUCCACAGAUUUCAGGGCAGUAAUACUGUGUGAGCCGAUAACAGUAUCAGUGUUCAUUCUGAAGGUCUAACGAAGUGGCCAAUUAAACCAGACCAGACCCUUUACAAUUGUCCCAUUGCACCUGCUUUCACAUCAUUUUAAUUUCAAGCACUUAAGUGCAGGUUUGUUGUGACUGAAAUUUAAUAACAGCAGUUAUUUCAGUAGUAUGGAGAUGAAAACAUCAAUGCUUACUAAUGAAAUGAAAGGGGUUGCCAUGUUUUAUCUCCACGGCUGGUACAGUAAAUCUAAAGGAGAUGCUGUUUAAAAUGCAAUUGAUUCCAGUUCAUCCAAAGUCACUGUACUAUGAUUUUACAGCUUGUGUUUUCUUGUUAUCAUUGAAUUCAUUUGGUUUUAAAAGAUGUGUGUACAGAGUAAGGCAUUGCAAGCUCAAACGUUUUAUAUCAUGACGUUUGCAGAGAUUAGUAUAUCAUUGGGGAUUCUUUUUAACAUGCUGCACUGUGGAGAAGCAUCUUUUAACUGACAUCAUCUUUAGGGGUUUGAGGUUUUACAGAGGGGGUGGCUGCUGUUAGUCUCGGAGCGAGUCCUUUUGGGGAUAAAGUAUAUUGGUAAACAGGGUAGAGGCAAGGGACAGCAGUGGCUUCUGAUCUUAUAAUAUAUGGUGUAAACAGAGAAGCAAC